GGAGGAGGUGCCGCACCCUGCCUGGGCUCCUGCAGCCGCCUCAGACCCGCGAGCCACUCGGAGACACCGAGCAGGCAGACCGGGCGGACCCCGCAGGGAGCGCUGGAGGGACGGUCGGUGGGGUUUUCCAGGUAGCGGCAGCUAUGCCAGGCCUGUGGAAAGCAAUCGCCCUGGAGACUCUUCUGGGCUAUGUCUCGUGGUCUCUCUACCAUGGGCUGGGACCCAUGAUCUACUACUUUCCCCUGCAAACGCUGGAGCUCACGGGACUGGAGUUGUUUGGCGUGGCCUCGCUCUCCCCGGUACUCUUAAUGAUUCCUCCAUUCUGGAAACUGGUGAAUAAAAAGUGGGCUCUCUCCCUGCUGAGGAUCAUCACUGUAGGCAGCAUAGCCUCCUUUGAGGCUCCGAACGCCAAGCUUCGACUGGUGAUCCUUGCACUUGGCGUGUCCUCUUCACUGAUAGUGCAAACUGUGACCUGGUGGUCAGGAAGUGGACGGCAAAGGUACCUCAAAAUCUGGGGAUUCAUUUUGGGUCACAUGCUUCUUGUUGUCCUCCGCAUAUGGUACACAUCAUUAAACCCGAUUUGGAGUUACCAGAUGUCCAACCGAGUGAUACUGACGUUGAGUGCCAUAGCUGUGUUUGACCGCAUUGGCACAGAUGGCGACUUCAGUGUCUCUGAGGGGAAGAAGUCCAGCGAGGUCACCAAGGGCGUGGCCUCUCGAUCUGGCUGGCUGUUACCAGGUGCCGCCUUUGGGAGCCUCAUGUUCCUCACGCACUGGAUCUUUGGAGAAGUCUCUAUUGUUUCCAGAUGGGCAGUGAGUGGCUAUCCUCAUUCAGGGCCGGAUCCUAACCCAUUUGGAGGUGUGGUUCUGCUGAGCUUGGCAAGUGGGUUGAUGCUGUCAGGUUCAUCAUGGCUUCAUGAUGCUGGGUUAGCCUGGUGGGUGACAGGGGCAGCUUCGGCCCUGGGUCUCCUUUACCUGGGCACAUGGGCUGCAGCCAUUUCUGGAUGUGUGCUGGCAGUCUUCACGGGAUCCGUGUGGCCUCAAGUACUUGGACACCUUGUGAACUCAGGGACAAACCCUGGGGAGACCAUGACCACUGGCAUGGUUGUUUAUCUUUUAGAAAUGUUUUUCUGUGCCUGGUGCACAGCUUUUAAGUUUGUUCCCGGAGGUGUCUAUGCUAGAGAAAGAUCUGAUGUGCUUUUGGGGAUCGUAAUGGUAAUUAUUGGAUUGAGUAUGCUGUUUGGACCUAAGAAAAACCUUGACUUUCUUCUUCAAACAAAGAAUAGUCCUAAAGCGCUUUUGAGAAGGAGUGAAAAAUACAUGAAACUUAUUUUGUGUCUGCUUGUUGGCAUGGGGUUGUUAGGAUUAGGACUACGGCACAAAACCUAUGAGAGGAAACUAGGCCAAGGGGCACCAGCGAAAGUGGUCUCCGCUGCCAUCUGGCCUUUUAGGUUCGGAUACGACAACGAGGGAUGGCCAAAUCUAGAGAGGUCUGCUCAGCUGCUCAAGCAGACGGGUGCAGACUUUAUUACCAUCUUGGAGAGCGAUGCUUCUAAGCCCUUUAUUGGGAACAAUGACUUAACCAUGUGGCUGGGGGAGAAGUUGGGCUUCUAUACGGACUUCGGGCCAAGCGCUAGGGAUCACACGUGGGGGAUUAUGGCGCUGUCCCGGUACCCAAUUGUGCGAUCGGAGCAUCACCUUCUUCCGUCGCCAGAGGGCGAGAUUGCACCAGCCAUAACUCUGACUGUUAAUGUCUCCAACAAACUGGUGGACUUCGUGGUGACGCACUUUGGAAAUCAUGAGGAUGACCUUGACAGGAAGUUACAGGCUAUUGCCGUUUCAAAACUACUGAAAAAUUGCUCAAACCAAGUGAUAUUUCUAGGCUACAUCACUUCAGAGCCUGGUUCCAGAGAUUACCUACAACUCACACAACAUGGCAACGUCAAGGAUAUUGACAGCUCAGAUCAACACAGGUGGUGUGAAUACAUCAUGUAUCGGGGCCUGAUCAGGUUGGGUUAUGCAAGAAUUUCUCAUGCUGAACUGAGUGACUCUGAGAUUCAGAUGGCCAAAUUCAGGAUUCCUGAUGACCCUGCCAAUUACAGAGACAACCAGAAAGUGGUCAUAGACCACAGAGGGCUUCCCAAGGACAUUCAUUUCAACCCCAGAUUUGGCUCCUACAAAGAAGGGCACAAUUAUGAAAACAACCAUCAUUUUCACAUGAACACACCCAAGUACUUCAUCUGAACCCUUCUAGACAAGAUGUUAUCGUUGACUGGGAGAAAUAUAUGCAGCUCAAGGAAGAGUUUAAUGAAGACCGAAGGAUAUGUGUAAUGAACCCCAAGAGUUACAAAGGAUGACAUGAUGUAGUGGGAAUUCCAUCAAUUCAUAAGCUAUUGAUGCUAAAUAAAGGGAUCUCUCUGAGUUACUUUUA
This is a messenger RNA of Mesocricetus auratus (golden hamster), 2430 nucleotides long. It is a transcript of the gene Cwh43, whose product is annotated as cell wall biogenesis 43 C-terminal homolog. Gene Ontology annotation, cellular component: endoplasmic reticulum. Bases 144 to 2243 code for a protein of 699 amino acids. Gene Ontology annotation, biological process: GPI anchor biosynthetic process. The transcript has 16 exons. Lineage: Eukaryota; Metazoa; Chordata; Mammalia; Rodentia; Cricetidae. The record is from RefSeq and is a predicted model, not a curated record.